AUGUGUAUGUAUGUUUGUUGCAGAGCAUGGGGAGAGGCUAUUGACAACAUUGUUGAAGAGGUCACAAAAAGACUUCCUCCUUUGCCUCUGUAUAUCGACCGUCCACUUGGAUGUGAUUCUGAACUUGAGGAGGCAAAAUCACUUCUAGAGAUCGAUUCAUCUCAUGCUACCUGUUUGAUGCUGGGAAUUCAUGGAGAUGGUGACCUAAGUCAAUUUGUUGCGGAGUUGUAUAACAAGAUUAGGUGUAACUUUUCAACUGCAAGUUUUCUUUCCGGUAUCAGUAAGAAAACAAAUGCAAGUGGCGGUGGCCUGGAAGAUCUACAAAAAACGCUUCUUUCUGAGAUGAAAGAGAAGGUAAAGAAUAAGAUCGGAAGCACAUUCAGUGGUUCUUUUGAAAUAAAACGAAGACUAGGACGAAAAAGAGUUCUUCUGGUUUUGGAUGAUGUUGAUAGUAUACAACAACUGGAUUCACUAGCUAGAAGAACUGAUUGGUUUGGUCCUGGUAGUAGGAUCAUUAUAACAACAAGAUAUGAAGAUGUGCUAGAUGAUCAUAUUUUGAACAAUGGUGUUGAGGUUAAGAAAUAUUGCAUCGCCGAAGGAAGUAGUUCUACUGUGAAGGAAGAAAAUGUAGUGGGAUUGGAGAAAGAUUGUGAAAUUGUGAUUCACCAACUCAAGGAAGAAGAUUCUCCUGGGAAUGUUGUUUCUAUUGUUGGCAUGGGUGGGUUAGGCAAGACUACCCUUGCUCGAAAGAUCUACAAUAGCGAUGAGGUGAAGAUGUUAUUCCCUUGCCGUGCAUGGGCAACUGUUUCUAAGGAUUACAGUGGAAAGGAAGUUUUUAAGAGCCUUUUCAAGUGUCUGAAGCCAUCUGCAUCUAAAUUGGAAGAUUCAAGUAGUGAAGAGGAGCUAAAGCAGAAGGUGAAGAAAUGUCUGGAAGGAAAAAAGUACUUGGUAGUCCUUGAUGAUGUCUGGGAUAGUAAAGCAUGGCGCACUAUAAAGAAUUGUUUCCCAGAAAACAACAACGGUGGCAUGAUACUAGUAACUACUCGUAAUGAUCAGGUGGCUUAUGCUUCAGAGUCAAAGGAACCUCAUCACAACCUUUCCUUUAUGGAUAAGGAAAGAAGUUGGGAACUGUUUCACAAGGAGGUUUUCUGCAGAAGAAACUGUCCUCCUGAGCUAGAAUCUAUUGGCAGAUCAAUUGUUGAAACUUGCAAAGGUCUACCAUUGGCUAUCAAAACCACAGCUGGGCUUGUUGCAAAGAGGGAGAGAUCAGAGGAUGCAUGGGAAGAGAUUAUGAAUUUACUGCCUUAUUGGAGUGUUGCUGAUGAGGAUAGUAGUGAGGAGAUGAUGGAGCUUUUGAAGUUUAGCUAUGAUGAUUUGCCCAACAAAAUGAAGCCAUGCUUUCUAUAUCUUGGGGUGUUUCCUGAAGAUGAAGAGAUUUGGGUGAGAGACUUAAUCCGUCUAUGGAUAGCAGAAGGGUUCAUAGAGCCAAUUCAAACUGGAAGAUCAAAAUCACCACCACAGCUUGAAGAUAUUGGUGAGCAAUACUUGAAGGAGCUAGUGGAUCGUAACUUGGUACAAGUGGCGAACAGGAGGAGUGAUGGCAAAGGCGUGAAAACAUGUCAGAUCCAUGAUCUCUUCCGGGAAUUGUGCAUAUCAGAGAGCAACAAACCUGAUAACAACAAUAACAAUGCUCGUAGACUGUCCUAUCCCGGCAACAUAGGAUCCUAUGCCAGUAUAGUAACAUGUAAUGAAUCAUGCACUUGUUCCUUGUUCAUUUAUCAAGAUGAUAAACAUGUGUGGCCACAUCAUAUUCCAGAAGAUUGCCAAGUUAAUGUGCUAUAUUUUCCAGAUUGGUUCACAGAUGUAAAUAGAGCAGUAACAGAUGAGUAUUUGAAGGGGUUGGUCAAAAGCCUCAGGUUCUUGAAAAUGGGCGUUUCUGAAUCACAUGAGUUAUGUAAAUUUCAGAGUCUAGAAACAUGUGAUAUGACCUAUGUUAUCAAUGGCCUAAGUAUUGGGGGCUUCAAGAAACUGAGACAUCUUCGUAGUGAAUUUGGCGUGAGUUUAUCAGCAGAUGAAGUUGGAGUGAAUGAUAAAAUGCAGAAUCUCCAAACCUUACGUUAUGUGUCUGCCGAUUCACAACUAGGGAGCUUACUUGACAAUGGUUGCUUUCCCAACUUGAGAAAACUGGGGUUAAAAAUAGCUGAAGAACAAGGUUCAACAGAAGAAAACUUGAGGAGACUGCACUGCCUAAGCAAUCUACGUAAGCUGGUACUUAUGUUUGAACAAUGUCGGGCUCCAUUAGAUAGAAUUGCAUUUCCUUCAAAUCUGAUCAAGAUUACCUUGUCAGGUUUUAAGGAUUUGAAAUCUAAAGAUAUGAAUACAUUGGGACAAAUUCCCAACCUUCAAAUUUUGAAAGUGAGAUAUGGAAAUUGUGAGGAAGAAACUCUUAAUUGUGGUACUGCUGGGAGCUUUCUGCGGCUUCAAGUGUUUAUCAUGGAUGGUGUGAAUAUCAGACGUCUGUCAUCAGAAGAAGGUGCGAUGCCUCGUCUUCGCCGUGCGGUCUUCUAUAACUGCCCUGACUUGAAGGAGGUUACUAAACAAAUGCGUUCCUUGGGAAGAAACUUGGAGUUUAUAGAGUAUGUUGAUAAUCGUGGUUUAUCUCUUGGGUAG
Arachis stenosperma is the source of this 2670-nucleotide messenger RNA. Its product is annotated as disease resistance protein RPP13-like. The coding region runs from base 1 to 2670 and encodes 889 amino acids. Gene Ontology annotation, biological process: defense response to other organism. The record is from RefSeq and is a predicted model, not a curated record. NCBI's taxonomy places the organism in Eukaryota, Viridiplantae, Streptophyta, Magnoliopsida, Fabales, Fabaceae. The transcript has a single exon. Gene Ontology annotation, molecular function: ADP binding.